AUGCCUAGCUCAUCUUUGUCCUUGACAUCAUGGCAGAACAAACUCUUUGAGGCGUGCCAGGGCUGUAACAUUGACCCCCCAUCUUUCGAGAUAUUCUCCGACCGACGAGGUGGCCGUACGGCUUGGACAAGCCGCGUCCUUGUCUACGGCUCUACCUUUGAAGCUCGGUUCUGGUACGACGGGAAAAAUAUCGACAACGCGAGAGAGGACGCCGCCGAGCAAGCCGUGACCUGGCUGACUGGAGGAGGAUCCAUCUCCAGCUCCCCGCUGACCUCCCAAAGCUGGUAG
Messenger RNA from Grosmannia clavigera kw1407, 288 nucleotides. RefSeq lists its product as uncharacterized. The record is from RefSeq and is a predicted model, not a curated record. The transcript has 3 exons. The coding region runs from base 1 to 288 and encodes 95 amino acids. Lineage: Eukaryota; Fungi; Ascomycota; Sordariomycetes; Ophiostomatales; Ophiostomataceae.